AUGUACCUUGCAUCAAAAAACCAUGUACCCAACGCCACCUUCAAGACCCGCGUACGCGACGAAUCCAUUGCUGCAGACAACCCGUUUCGCUGGCAGGAGGUUACCUCCAAAGAGAUCUUCGAGAACCGAAGGAUUGUCGUCCUGGCUCUACCUGGCGCAUUUACGCCAACCUGUUCGACCACUCAUCUGCCGCGUUACGAGGCGCUGUAUGAAGAGUUCAAAGGCCAGGGCAUAGACGAAAUUUACUGCCUGUCGGUGAACGACGCAUUUGUCAUGUACCAGUGGGGACGCCACAUCGGCGCCGAGCACGUCAAAAUGCUGCCGGACGGUAAUGGUGAGUUCACCCGUAAAAUGGGUAUGCUGGUAGACAAAGAAAACCUCGGCUUUGGACCUAGAUCCUGGCGUUAUGCCAUGGUUGUGAACAACGGCGACAUUGAGCAGAUGUUCAUCGAACCGGGCUUUGAAGACAACUGCGCCACCGAUCCUUUUGAAGUGUCAGAUGCCGACACUGUGCUGGCAUGGCUGAAAAGCAAUCCAGCAGAGGUAGAAUUGGCAAACGCCGUAUAG
Messenger RNA from Symbiodinium necroappetens, 567 nucleotides. Lineage: Eukaryota; Dinophyceae; Suessiales; Symbiodiniaceae. The record is from the annotation of a GenBank genome assembly.